Solea senegalensis (Senegalese sole) is the source of this 3449-nucleotide messenger RNA. RefSeq names its product glyceronephosphate O-acyltransferase (gene gnpat). NCBI's taxonomy places the organism in Eukaryota, Metazoa, Chordata, Actinopteri, Pleuronectiformes, Soleidae. Gene Ontology annotation, biological process: ether lipid biosynthetic process. Gene Ontology annotation, molecular function: glycerone-phosphate O-acyltransferase activity. The record is from RefSeq and is a predicted model, not a curated record. Gene Ontology annotation, cellular component: peroxisomal membrane; mitochondrial membrane. The coding region runs from base 154 to 2214 and encodes 686 amino acids. The transcript has 17 exons.
CAUUGAGAUGGCACCACCCAUGACUUUACACGCCCAUGUAAACUUCUGCUGCUUCAGGAUAUCAACCAAGAAGUGUUAUAUAUCUGUGUGCAGCGUAGGUUUAACUUCACCGGAUGCAGCGUGUACAUGUGCGCAUAUAAAGAGUGACAAACUAUGGCGUCAAAGCCUGUUUACUCGCUGCACAGAAAUCCCAUGCUGAAGAAAAGAGAUGACUUUGAGGACGUCUUGGAGGAGAGGAGGAGCUCCAGCGACCUGCGAUACGCUCUCAGGUGUUACACACCUGUCCUGUACAAAGGAAUGACUCCAAGCAAAGCCAGCAUGCUGAAGAGCAUGGUGCUCCAGUCCGAUCAGCUGCACUUUGUCAUGAAACAGGUUUCCACGGAGACGGGCAAGGCUGUCGAUGACAUCCAGGAGGAGGCGUCGGCCAUCUUGGAGGAGAUGGCUCAUCGCCUGCAGCUCAGCACCAUUCGCUUCUUCGCCUAUACACUCACCAAAGUCUUCAAAAACCUGUUCAGGAGCAUCUGUGUUAAUGAAGAGGGAAUCCAGAGACUCCAACAGGCCAUUCAGGAGCACCCGGUAGUCCUGCUACCCAGUCACCGUAGUUACAUGGACUUCCUGCUGAUGUCAUACAUCCUGUACACAUACGACCUGGCUCUUCCUGUCAUUGCUGCUGGCAUGGAUUUCAUGGGAAUGAAGGUUGUUGGGGAGAUGCUGCGGAUGUCUGGGGCCUUCUUCAUUCGACGCUCGUUUGGUGGAGACAAGCUGUACUGGGCCGUCUUCUCAGAAUACGUCAAGACCAUUCUUAAGAACGGAUUUGCCCCCCUUGAAUUUUUCUUAGAAGGGACCAGAAGCCGAACAGCCAAGUCUUUGACUCCAAAGUUAGGUCUGCUGAAUAUAGUGAUGGAUCCCUUCUUUAAAGGGGAAGUGUUUGACGUUAACUUGGUCCCGGUCAGCAUCAGCUAUGAGAGGAUCUUGGAGGAGUCGCUUUAUGCCAGAGAGCUGCUGGGUGUGCCCAAACCCAAAGAGUCCACCUCAGGUCUUUUUAAAGCCAGAAAGGUCCUCAGUGAAGACUACGGCAGCAUCCAUAUUUACUUUGGUCAACCGGUGUCUGUCAGAAGUUUAUCUCAGGGUAAAAUCGACCGUUGCCAGUUCAACCUCAUUCCAAGACACAUCCCCAAGAAACCCACUGAGGAGAUCCAAGGUUUUGUCAACGACUCGGCCUACAGGCUGGUCCGAGCCCAGGAGGAGAACAUGGUCCUGAAGCCGUGGGUUCUCCUGGCCUCGCUGCUGCUCCAGAACCACCACCAGAGCCAAGCGUCCGGGCAGAGACCGGGUCUCACGCGGGACGAGCUGACUCAACAAGCAGCGUGGCUCAGGGAUCUGUCUCGACAGUACGGAGCCUUCCUCCACUGGCCUGACCACGCGUCUCCAUCCGAGGUCGUCUCCUCCAGCCUCUCCCUCCACCGAGGUCUGGUGAAGAUGUCGGAGGGAAGAAUCCAGCUGGCAGUAGAACAAGCAGGAGGACAGGUGAACCCCGGGGAGCCUCGCACAGCUGUUACCCCAGAAGAGGAGCUCCUGAACCGGGCAGUCGUCAUCCUCUCCUGCGCCUCCUACAGGAACCAAGCACUGCACGUCUUCCUCCGGCCGGCACUGCUGGCCUCAGCCCUGCACGCUGCCUCCUCCAACCACAAACAGGAAGUCUUCAACAGCUUCAGCUUCCUCCGAAACAUGUUCUCCAACGAGUUCAUCCUCUGUCCCGGAGCCACAGUGCAGGACUUUGAGGAGGCCUGUUUCCUGCUGAUGAAGACCGGAGAGCUGCAGGUCACAGAGCACGAGGUUCUGGUGACAGAAAGAGGACAGAGAACUCUGGGUUUCCUCACCAAUAUGCUCGACCCCUUCUUACAAGGAUACCAGGUGGUGUGCAGGUUCCUGUGUGAGGAGGCGAGCGAGGCGUUGACAGAGAAGCAGUUUAUUCCUGACGUGCGGAAGUUCAUCAUCAAACAUCUUCUCGCAGGUCGACUCAGAUACUCUGAGGUGUUGUCGUCUGACCUCCAGAAGAACGCUCUGGCUGCUCUGCUAAGACUUGGAGCUGUGCAGAAAAUGAAAGGAGCGCAGCAGGGAACUUUAAAAGUCAACAAGGUGAUGGUGAACUCGUUGGAGGACACUUUAGGUGGAAAACUUCCAACUCAGAAAGCCGCCGUCGCUCGCCUUUGAUUCCAAAGGAGACUCAGAAGGUCAAAUCCUCUUGUCGAUGACGUCUCGGCUCAUGACGUCUCGGCUCAUAAGCGGCGCGCUGCGGUACAAGGAGGCGCCGCUUUUCACAAAGAAAGUCUAGCCCAACUGCUUUUCUAUGAGAGGUGAACAAAAGCCAUCUGGAGACAGCUCGACGUCGUCUUUUUUAUUUUCUUCCUCCUUUAAUUUCUCAAAUCACCUCCUCACCUCUCUUUUCAGAAUGCCUUAUUUUUCCCCCUCCCUGAGACUCUUCUAUUGAAAUGUCUUUUAUACACGUACAUAAAACCAGAUGAUGAGUAAGGCCUUUGAGGUUGUAUUGCUUUUAGUUUUUUUUGUUUUUUUUGAGUAACUAACCAGCCUUUGCAUUUGUGCGAGGAAAAAAAGAAAGUGCCAUCUCCACUCAGGAUCGUGGCCAUUUUCCAUUAAUGCAUUUGGUACAGAAUUUAUCCUCUUAUAAUCAGUGUGGCUUUGUGGGUUUUCUUGUCCUCUCUCAUCCUUUAACCCCACCCCCCCAACUGUUUUAUUUUUUUUAAGCACUUUAUUGAGUUUAAAUGCAAUGUGGUGUGGACCUUUUAUGUGAUUAGUAUUUUGGCACAGUUUCCUCUUUUAUUCCGUCUUCUUCUUAAUAUAGUUUGAUCAAAGGUGUUAAAAUGGAAGAAGAUAAACUUGAUAUCUCUGUCGCGGGCCUUUUGCCAAAACUACGGGCGACACAGACGGAGCUUUAGGUUUGUUUCUGUUUACAAUUCUUGAUAUUUCUUGCCAGAUUUAUGUCAAACUCCAGAUGAAAUUGCAGUGUGCUGUGUUUCCAUGAUGGUGCGGUUCAGUUUGGUACAGUUUGGAAUGGUAAAGUCCUGGCGUCAGGCUUGCGUGAUCAGCACCUUUACCAGUACCAGUAACCUCGACUUCGAUGGGAUAGUUGCACCGAUUGGGACCAUCCAGGUCUAGCUCCGCCCUGACCGUACCAUUUUACUCUGGUAUGUCAAGGGGUAGGGUGCCAAAGAAUGGAACAGGUUGGGGCUGCUUAUUUUUAAUGGAACCCCCAAAAAAUACGUACCCUACUGUACCAAACCAAACCGUAUUGGAAAACACGGCUUUAGUUACACUGAAGCACUACCAGCUACACCAAAGGAAUAUGCUUCUGUUGAAUCAACGUUACUCAUAAUUAGCUUAUUUUCAUAAUCGAUUGAGCUGUCGAUUAUGUCUGAAAAUGUUAAUCG